Cynocephalus volans (Philippine flying lemur) is the source of this 4611-nucleotide messenger RNA. RefSeq names its product endonuclease domain containing 1 (gene ENDOD1). The record is from RefSeq and is a predicted model, not a curated record. NCBI's taxonomy places the organism in Eukaryota, Metazoa, Chordata, Mammalia, Dermoptera, Cynocephalidae. The transcript has 2 exons. Bases 37 to 1539 code for a protein of 500 amino acids. Gene Ontology annotation, molecular function: hydrolase activity; nucleic acid binding; metal ion binding.
CGCCGCGGCCGCCCCGCCGCGCUCGCAGAGGCCGCCAUGGGCACCCCGCGCUGGCUCGCGCUGGGCAGCCUCCUCGCCCUGGCCGCGCUGCUGGAGGGCCGGCUGCUGGGCGAGGGGGAAGCCGGCUUCGGCGAGUGUGACAAGUUCUUCUACGCCGAGACGCCGCCUGCGGGGCUGGCGGCCGAUGCGCACGUGAAGAUCUGUCAGCGCUCCGAGGGCGCCGAACGCUUCGCCACCCUGUACAGCCUUCGGGACCGCAUCCCCGUGUACUCGGCGUUUCGCGCGCCGCGCCCCGCGCCCGGCGGCACCGAACAGCGCUGGCUGGUGGAGCCGCAGAUUGAUGAUCCCAACAGCAGCCUUGUGGAGGUGAUUAAUGAGGCUGAGGCCAUCACUUCUGUGAACAACCUGGGAAACAAGCAAGCCUUGAAUACAGAUUACCUUGAUUCUGAUUACCAAAGAGGACAGCUGUACCCAUUACCCCUUAGCAGUGAUUUCCAGGUGGCCACAUUCACUCUCACGAACUCAGUUCCGAUGACCCAGUCCUUCCAGGAACGGUGGUACACGAAUCUCAACAGCCUAAUGGACCGGGCCUUGAUCCCACAGUGUGGCAAUGGAGAAGACCUAUAUAUCAUCACAGGUGCAGUGCCCUCAGACCGCAAGGUGAAAGACAAAGUGACCAUCCCUGAGUUUGUUUGGCUGGCGGCCUGUUGUGCUGUCCCUGGAGGAGGCUGGGCCAUGGGCUUCAUCAAGCACACUCGGGACAGUGAUAUCAUAGAAGAUGUGAUGGUGAAAGAUCUUGAGAAACUGCUUCCGUUUAACCCUCAGCUGUUCCAGAACAACUGUGGUGAAACUGAGCAGGACACAGAGAAAAUGAAAAAAAUCCUGGAAGUGGUUAACCAAGUCCAGGAUGAGGAGCGAAUGGUGCAAUCUCAAGAGAGCUCUAGAACCCUCCCCAGCACCAGGAGCAAGAGGUCUGCUCUGUUGCCUCCAGAGGCAUCCAAGGGGAGUAGUAGCUUUUUGGGAAAACUCUUGGGCUUCAUCGCUGCCCCAUUCAUCAAGAUUUUCCAAUUAAUUUAUUACCUGAUGGUAGCAAUCCUGAAGAACAUUGUCUAUUUCCUGUGGUAUGUUACCAAGCAGGUGAUUAAUGGUAUAGAAAGUUGCCUUUACCGCCUGGGCUCAGCCACUAUCUCAUACUUCUUGGCCAUUGGGGAAGAGUUGGUGAGCAUCCCCUGGAAGGUGCUUAAGGUCAUGGUCAGAAUCAUCAGGGCCAUUCUCCGAAUCCUCUGUUGUCUGCUGAAGGCUGUUUGCCGUGUUCUAAGCAUCCCUGUUCGAGUCCUUGUGGACGUGGCCUCUUUCCCUGUGUACACCAUGUCCGCAAUUCCAAUUGUGUGCAAGGACAUCACAGUGGGGCUUGGUGGCACCAUCUCUCUGUUCUUUGACACUGCUUUUGGCACCAUGGGUGGCCUAUUUCAGGUUUUUUUUAGUGUCCUCAAGCAGAUUGGCUCCAAAGUUACUUUCGACAAUUCUGGGGAGUUGUAGAACUCAAAAAACCAAUAGUGUCCAGUCACAGUGAAUUUGAUUUUUUUAAAUAGAGAAAUCUAGGAUAUUCUGUCUCUACCAUGGGUUUCUGUUCACUGUCAAUGAUCAUAAUAUUUCACCUUUGGUGGGGGUGUCUGCCUGUUUUUGCACAGGAAGAUGGCACAGUUUCGACUUGACCCAAGAGAAAUGCUCAGGAUGGAAUUAGAUGUAGUAAUCAGCUGUGUACUUCCAGUUAUCUGUGCAAACUUCCAAGCCACUAAUAACUUCGUUAUUCACGCUGAUACAGACGACCACCUGAAAGCUGUGGUGUCCACGGGUGAUCAUUAAAAAUUACAGAGGAGGAAAGAAUUAGAGGACAACUUUAAAACAAAGGGUAUCUGAGAAACGAAGAAAGGAAUCUCGUUUCUCCCACCACUCUUUGGGACUUAACAUAGGUUUAAUAUCCUUGGCAAAUUUCUUAGCAUUUGCUUCUCUUUCUCCCCAACUCAACUGACCUUGGUGAAGUGCAGGUGAUGCUUUGUUGAAAUAACAUCAUUAGGGAUACAGAAUCUGCUAUCUGUCUUAGCUUUCUCUGGUUUCUAAGGACCUAUAAGGUUUUUAUUUUCCUCCAAAGUUGAAUUUGGCUGCAUUUUUCUUUUAGGUAAUGAUAAGCAUUUAAUGCCAAACGUGGCAUAACAGAGUUUGAAUAUAAGGGCAAAGAUUUCUUCCCCCUUACAUGGUGUAAUAGAUUCCUCUCAGGUGUAAAGAAAGGAAUGCAAGGGUGACAGCCCUGCUCUUAGCAGGUGCUGUAGAUCCAGGACAUCCUUAGCCGAGCGUUAACUUGACAUAUAUUAAAUCUAUGGCUGACCAGAUUGAGCUCAGAGACCUACAUGUUAAGCUAAUAGGAAAAUUUAUAGUCUGCAACAUGCUGUAUCUUUCCAAUGCACCAAGUAAGAACCCAGUACAGUAAAACACUCUGACUUAAACCUUUAAAUGAUUGUUUUGGUAAAACGAUACAGAAAAGAGUCACAAAAUAAAAAUUAGUCAUCUCAAAUGCACAUAUGCAUGCGCGCGCACGAGGGCACUUCAAAAAGUUCAUGGAGAAGUAGAAUUAAAAGAUAAUCUGCAUCUUUCCGUGAGCUUUUUGAAGUACCCUUGUGUGUAUAUAUAUAUAUAUAUAUAUUUAUUUAAGUAUCAUUAUCUCUUAGAAAAUUAUUUUUAUAGUGUAUUUGAGGCUAGAAAACAUAACUUCUGUACUAACGCAAGUUAAAUUUGAGAGCUCGUUUCCUAUUUUUUGAUCAAGCACUUGUCAUUUUAAAUCUAACACUAAAAAUGGUAACAAGAGGAACCAAACUUUGUUCUGCCUUUCAGAGCUGGGAUGGAAUCAUCUGGAUUGUUCUGAGUGUUCUAAAGAGUUGCCAUGAAAUGAGGGGGGGCCAAGUGUGAAAUACUGAUCUUGGGCAUGCAACCCAACAUUCAUCAGAAAGUUAGAUGCAAAAACUUGGGGUCCAGAAAGGCAACAAGGAGAGAGCAUGUGUCAACCAUUUACAUGAGGCUGGUGAAUGAGAAAUGGGAGUGUAGCAAGAGUUAUAUUUUGCAGAAAAAUAGUUGAAUUACACCCAGAGUAGAGCAGCAGAUGGAAAGCUGCCAUCCUGAUCAGUUUGUGAUGCAGCACUGGGCAGUAUGAGCACCAGGCUAGUUCGUGAUAGAGAGAUAUGCACUGGAUUUAUCUAAGGAUCUUAAGCAGUAUUUUACCAACACUUUUCCUGGUGGGUGUGAACAUCUGUAGUUGGGCUUUCCUUUAUCUAGCAGUGUGAAGGUAAAUGGAAAAGAGAGGGAAUCUUAGAAGUGACCAGAGAGAUGGUCUGGCCAGACCCUUAUUUGAUAAGGAACCCAAGGCACAGGGAGGCAACAGGCUUGCCCUCAGUUUCAUGGUUUAGCUGAGAGCAGCUCAGGACCCAAGGUCAUUUGCAUGGGUCCCAUCAUACCUAGGAUGUUGGAUAACGGGAGUGUGUGCUGUAUGUCAGCUGCCUCCCUGGACAAUGGCAGGAUUUUCUCGUCCAUCAGACAGAUUCCAGGCCUGGACUAAUCAAGUGGAUUUGGCAUGUGUGAUGAAAAUGAUUAGCCAUCCAUGUACAACAUCAUGCUUACUAUGUCCCAUGGGAGCUAUAUUCCCUCACAGUACAUAUGUGCAUGCCAAAGAGCUCCAAGAGGCCACCCAUGGCAGCUUGAGCCCCGUAGCACCAUGCAAAGAACAGGGCAGCCAAAGUGCUUCUUGAAAACCAUUUAGAAAUGUCUUCUUUCCCACAUCCAGUUAUUUAGUGUCUAUUUAUUCUUGCCUUUUUUUGAAAUCUGAGAAGGGAUAAUAAGGCAAAAAAUAUCCUUAAAGUUAGGAGGCUGAGACUCUCCACUCUGGACCACUCGUGCUGGCUGUGCCUCUGAUUCUCUGGAGCUGGCUGCGUUGGGCUUGAACCCCCUGCAGGAGGCUGGGCUGCUCGCUUAUUCCUUGCGAGCUGCUUUGGACUUUGAGGUGGGAAUUUGGGUUGGUGAACCCCAUCUGUGGCUUAAAGAUUUUGCUGUGGCUGUGUUAUUUUCUCAGACCCCGGGGGAGAUCAGCCAGCUUUUUAUUAUUACGGAGGUGAUUUUCUAGUCUAUGGAUCAGCCACACCUUUGGACACUCCUGUUUUCUGUUGUGCCUUUUGAAUGCUGGCUUCUCACCGAGCUUCAGCUCUUCACCUACAUGCAGAGUCGGGAGUUGGAAGAAGGAACCAAAGUGAAGCAUCUGCAUUGAUUCAAUCAUUCCUUCAUCUAUCGAACGUGUAUUUGGACAUCAAGGCUGCGGAGAUGAAUAGUGCAUGGACCCCAUGUUUGAGGAGUUCAGAAUCUGGUGGAGAGAACAUGUGGUACAAUUGAUACUUGUAAUAUCGUGGUAAGUGCUAAAGACACUAGCAACACACUCCCUGGAGUACAGGAGGAAAAGCCACAAAAGUGUGGAAACUAGGGAAGCCUUUAUAGAGAGUGUGACAAAAGUCCCCUGGACAUUUUCAAGCUAUGUACAAUGCUGCACACCUUGCAGAUAAUAAAGUAAUUAUU